Messenger RNA from Suillus plorans, 1243 nucleotides. RefSeq names its product kinase-like domain-containing protein. Bases 179 to 1096 code for a protein of 305 amino acids. NCBI's taxonomy places the organism in Eukaryota, Fungi, Basidiomycota, Agaricomycetes, Boletales, Suillaceae. The transcript has 8 exons. Gene Ontology annotation, biological process: protein phosphorylation. The record is from RefSeq and is a predicted model, not a curated record. Gene Ontology annotation, molecular function: protein kinase activity; ATP binding.
ACCCAAAUUGGCAUUGAUGAUACGGUCUGAACGUUGAACCCCACUACGCGGCGUCUGUUGAGCGUCUGUAUCCUCAGUUAUAUACCUGCAAACCAACCGCUUAAACAAUGAAAUCGCACGGCUGCCUUUUCCUUUUGUCACCUUGAACGCUGUGGCCUAGCACGGUUAUUAUCCUGCAAUGGGCAAUCUCUUUUCUACAAAUUCUGUGCAUUCUCACCCAGUUAAUUUCAAAACUGAGCCAUAUAAUAUUCCUGCGACAGAACUCAAAAAACUCCAGUUGUAUGCCAAUUGUGCAGGAGGGUUCGGUGAUGUCUGGAUGUAUUCUUGGUCUCGGCGACAACAUCCGGUUGGAACGUCCAAGGUUGCGGUCAAAUUAGUCAGGGUUCCUCAAGCAAACGACACGGAACUGGUGAAUAGGACAAGCAAGAGGAUUCGUCGCGAAGUUCAUGUUUGGAUUGACCUAGAGCAUGAUAAUAUUCUCACUUUCAAUGGUAUUGUUGAUGGUUUGGGGCCGCUCCCUGCCCUAGUUUCUCCGUGGAUGGAAAAUGGAUCACUCGAUAGUUAUCUGAAACAGGGAUAUGUUCUUUCCAAUGCCGAUAAACUAAGAAUGUUGAAACAGAUAGCGGCCGGCCUCAAGUAUUUACACGACAAAGAAGUGGUUCAUGGCGAUUUAACAUGUACCAACGUUCUAAUGAGCGCCGAUCAGACGCUCCAUCUUGCGGACUUCGGUCUUUCAGUGGUCCUUUCAGAAUCACAAAGCUCUACCUUCAAUUCGUGCCACCCAGGAAAUGUGCGGUGGAUGGCGCCUGAGUUGCUUGCUUUACCUGAGGAGGGGGGAGUGGUCGUGCCAACCAAAGCUGCCGAUGUUUACUCGUAUGGUUGCAUCAUGCUUCAGGUGCUUUGUGGAUGUGCACCUUACCUCUGGCUACCGGAUGUGUUCCGCGUUAUUGCGGCAAGACUCACAGGAACAGCACCCUUCCGUCAUUUCCGUGACAUCGAGGACAUACACAAGGAGUUUUCGUUGAGAUGCAUAUCUGUCGAUUCCGGAGGCCGACCAGUGGCUUCUGAGAUUGUAGGGUUCUUACCAACAGUGUGACAACAAUACGAAUGAACUAGCCUAGGAUACUUGUGUAUUCGGAACGACAUCGAUGUGCUUCCCAAUUUAUCACUGCAUUGUUUACAUACACUAUGAGGACUGGUAUUGCAUGUAGUCUGCUAGCGCAUUAGAUUUAGUAUUGCUCCU